AUGGUCUUCACGGUAGCUUCUCUCUAUGCAUCAAAAUCCGUCUCAUUUAUCCCGACUCUGUUUGCGGUUCCUCGCAUAUUUAAACAUCUUAUCAUAACCUUCUUUUAUGUUCUAUGUCUCAUGCUAGUCAGCUACUUGGCCUACUACGUUCCUAUGUCUUUCUUGGCUGCGAAAAAUAUUAAUGUAGCUCUCUUCUUGGGGUUUCAGAUCAUAUUUGGAACCAUAUACGAUCUUGUUCAUAUCUAUGUGACAGCUCAAUGGCAUUUAGCAAGUGUGAUUUCUGUUCUUGAACCUAACGGUUAUGGGUUGGCAGCCAUGAAGAAGAGUACACAACUUUUACGAGGGAGAACUUUUAUUGCUUUCGGACUUGAAAAUUUGUUUUUGGGGGCUACAUGGAUGAUAGAAUAUAUGUUUUUGUUUACGGUGGAGGCUCAUAUACAUUUCAUGGUUAAGAUUUUGUUGGGAUUGCUGUGUUUGUUCAUGCUGGUGGCAGUUAAUCUCACGGGGCUAUUAGUUCAGAGCGUCUUCUACUAUGCUUGUAAGAGUCAUCACAAUGAAGUGGUUGAUAAGAAGCUUUUGUAUGAUCAUCUUGGUAGUUAUGAUCUCGGUGAUAAAUCUGUUGCAUUAAAUCCAAGUUGUACUGGAAGUUUGGAGUUGCAGAGCUUGGUCAAAGAUGAUCACCGCAUAGUGGGAUAUCAGCCUGUUGCACUGAAUGCUAUUUCUACUGAUGACAGUACUAUCAAGAUGGAGAGAUCGGUCAAAGAUGAUGACAUAGUUGGAGACCUGAUCAAUACUCUGGAGCUACCAAACAUGUUUGUGGGAAUAGAGAUCUGUUCACCUCCUACCAGAGGGUAG
This is a messenger RNA of Papaver somniferum (opium poppy), 855 nucleotides long. RefSeq lists its product as uncharacterized. NCBI's taxonomy places the organism in Eukaryota, Viridiplantae, Streptophyta, Magnoliopsida, Ranunculales, Papaveraceae. Bases 1 to 855 code for a protein of 284 amino acids. The transcript has 2 exons. The record is from RefSeq and is a predicted model, not a curated record.